AUGGACAAAGACAAGAAGUUACAGCUGAAGCGCUUCGAGAGAAGCAUGGACCGAAUUAAAAGAAACGAUUGGUCGCUGAAACAUAUCGACAAACCAUGCACACCAAAACCACAGUACACCGGAGACAUUGAUAUUCACAAGUUCAGCAGAGACUGUAUAGUAAGAGAUGUUCACUGCCAUCAACCAUUGAGACACUCUUUUACUUUCGACAAGACUGAACCUGUUAUCCCAGCCCACACCAAACAACUUAGAAACUAUGACAGACAGAGACUUUGCGAUGAGAUCAAUCAGAAGAGAGUAGAGUAA
Messenger RNA from Entamoeba invadens IP1, 306 nucleotides. RefSeq lists its product as hypothetical. Lineage: Eukaryota; Evosea; Mastigamoebida; Endamoebidae. The record is from RefSeq and is a predicted model, not a curated record. The coding region runs from base 1 to 306 and encodes 101 amino acids. The transcript has a single exon.